Messenger RNA from Phalaenopsis equestris, 2154 nucleotides. RefSeq names its product probable alkaline/neutral invertase D. The record is from RefSeq and is a predicted model, not a curated record. Lineage: Eukaryota; Viridiplantae; Streptophyta; Magnoliopsida; Asparagales; Orchidaceae. The coding region runs from base 212 to 1879 and encodes 555 amino acids. The transcript has 4 exons. Gene Ontology annotation, molecular function: sucrose alpha-glucosidase activity; endo-alpha-N-acetylgalactosaminidase activity. Gene Ontology annotation, biological process: sucrose catabolic process.
GCGUGUACUUUUAUAGGUCUCCUCCAACAGCUCACCCGCGCCUUCAUGGAGUUGAGGGACCUAUCCCCCAUCCCUCCCUCUGGGAAUUUACCUCUUCUUUGUCUCUUCUAACUUAUUUUAGAUUCAAAUCUGCAGUCUCCGAUUCCAGUUUUGAAAAUUUUAGGUCAGAGAUCCUUCCUUGAAUGCACAGUGAAGCAGCUGUGGCGGCAGCAUGGACGGGUUUGCAGGCAUGAGGAAGGUGGCAUCGCGCUGCUCCAUGGCGGAGGAGGACGACGAUCUAGACCUCGCUCGGUUGCUGGACAAGCCGAAGGUCAACAUAGAACGCCAGAGAUCCUUCGAUGAGAGAUCGCACAGUGAGCUUUCUAUAAACAUUCGGGCGAUUGAUGGCUUCGAGAGCAUGUAUUCUCCCGGCGGAAUGAGGUCCGGCUUGAAUACGCCGGCGUGGUCGGCGAAGAACUCGUUCGAAACACACCCUGCGAUUGCGGAGGCUUGGGAAGCACUUCGACGCUCGGUGGUUUACUUCCGUGGUCAGCGGGUCGGAACGAUCGCGGCUUUUGAUCAUGCCUCUGAGGAAGUCCUAAAUUAUGAUCAGGUGUUUGUUCGUGAUUUUGUACCGAGUGCGCUCGCAUUUUUAAUGAACGGCGAGCCGGAAAUUGUAAAAAAUUUUCUCCUUAAAACUCUCCUUCUUCAAGGCUGGGAAAAGAAAGUUGACCGAUUCCAACUUGGGGCAGGUGUCAUGCCAGCAAGCUUUAAGGUUCUUCAUGAUCCUCAUAGGGAAGUUGACACUAUAGUUGCUGAUUUUGGUGAGAGUGCAAUAGGUAGAGUUGCACCAGUUGACUCUGGAUUCUGGUGGAUUAUUCUGUUGCGUGCAUAUACGAAGUCAACGGGCGAUCUCUCACUCGCUGAAACUCCAGAAUGUCAGAAGGGAAUGAGGCUUAUAUUAACUUUGUGCUUAUCAGAGGGAUUCGACACAUUCCCAACCUUACUUUGUGCGGAUGGAUGCUCAAUGAUAGAUAGAAGGAUGGGUGUUUAUGGGUAUCCUAUCGAGAUCCAAGCCCUUUUCUUCAUGGCAUUAAGGUGCGCUUUGAUAAUGCUCAAACAUGAUGCUGAGGGGAAGGAAUGCGUUGAGCUAAUCGUGAAGCGCUUGCAUGCUCUGAGUUAUCACAUGAGGAGUUACUUUUGGAUUGAUUUUCAACAGCUGAACGACAUAUAUCGUUUUAAAACAGAGGAGUAUUCUCACACAGCUGUCAACAAAUUUAAUGUGAUUCCUAACUCGAUCCCAGAAUGGGUUUUCGACUUUAUGCCUAAUCGUGGCGGAUAUUUUGUUGGAAAUGUGAGUCCGGCAAGAAUGGAUUUCAGAUGGUUUGCGUUGGGUAAUUGCGUCGCUAUUUUAUCAUCGCUCGCUACUCCGGAGCAGUCAAUGGCUAUAAUGGACCUCAUCGAAGCACGAUGGGAAGAGCUAAUUGGAGAAAUGCCGAUGAAGAUUACUUAUCCUGCUCUAGAGGGCCAUGAAUGGAUGAUUGUCACCGGAUAUGAUCCGAAAAAUACGAGAUGGAGUUACCACAAUGGAGGAUCUUGGCCAGUGCUUCUGUGGCUGCUUACUGCAGCCUGCAUCAAGACGGGCCGGCCUCAGAUAGCUCGACGAGCGAUCGAGCUCGCCGAGAGCCGGCUUCUGAAGGAUGCUUGGCCGGAAUAUUAUGACGGAACGCUCGGCAGGUUUAUAGGAAAGCAGGCGAGGAAGUUCCAAACAUGGUCGAUUGCAGGCUAUCUUGUGGCAAAGAUGAUGCUGGAAGACCCCUCACAUUUGGGAAUGAUUUCCCUCGAGGAAGAUAAGGCAAUGAAGCCGCUCAUUAAGAGAUCUACUUCCUGGACGCGCUGAGAGUUUCAGAUUGUAAUUUUACCAAAGAAUUGGGCUGUCUGGUAUGAUAUAAAGUUCAUAAACAUCCUUUUUCUAGGGUGAGGUUUAUAAAUAAUGAAUUUAAGGUUGAGCUUUGUUCAUAAUAAAGUUUUACUGGUUCUUCAUGAACUAAAUGAUAAACAGAGCCCAAUGAAGGCGAUUUGUUUCUAUUUUUGUUUUUGUAUUUGGAAUGUUGGAGAUCAAAACUGUAUUUUUAAUGCAUCAGUGAUUUUGUGGUGAUUCAAUGGAAAUCAAAA